Molecule: messenger RNA, 660 nt
Organism: Anisakis simplex (herring worm)
Lineage: Eukaryota; Metazoa; Nematoda; Chromadorea; Rhabditida; Anisakidae
Source: the annotation of a GenBank genome assembly
AUGGACGAGAAAGAUACUCAAUCGGCAUCCAUACCUCUAACGUCGUCUGCGUCUGUGAAUAGAAAUCCAAAACCCGCCAUUAGAUCCUUCUCUGAAUCAUACAAUCGCUCAUUCAACGUUCGUCCCCAUGUAAACUUCCAGAGUACGACAACUGAUAAUACCACUUCAGAACGACCACCUUUCGUCCGUGCGCAGAGCAUACGUGAAACAGUGAGCAAUACGGCUCGUUUCUUCGGGGUACCAUUGGCUGAUAGCAAUAAUCAACAACAAUCACUCUCGUGUAAUGCAAAUCUGAAUACGAAUGAAGGAAGUCGUUGGAAAUUGCGUCGUUUACGAUAUAUGAAUCGAUGUUAUGGCGGGGUCAACGAAACUGCCAGAAAGGAAUUGGAUUUGCGAGGUGAAGAUCACUUUGGUGACAGUAAUAAACUUACAGAUGAUUUGCUAGAUAUAAGUCCGUCUCAGCUGGCAACACCAUUAGCAACCCCAACACCGAUCACUCCGAUUGGCUUUUUUGAUAUCACACCAACAUUACGUCAGCAAAGCUUAUCGAGAAGUGGGUCGGUCGAUAGUCAUGUCAGUCGAAUGUUACCCCCAUUGGAACGUCGUGAUAGUGUUGCAAAAAUGGCAUGGGACAGAUUUUCGUCCAUUGUGCAGAAGUAA